CACGCGUCCAACAUGCGGCUUCGGCUUUCCGUGCAGCGCAACAAUCUUCCGACAAGUAAUAUCCUGUGGAACGUCCCGGAUAACAACAGCCCCCAGGCAUAUACCAUCGCGCGACUACUGGACGAUGUCAACUUGGUAUUUCCGUUAGAGUCUGAGCAAUGGGGUCUCGAAGACUACACGGUCGAGGUUGGCGGGUUCGAAUGCCUGCACUUUGCACCUGUUUUCCAGACGCUCAAGGACGACGACAUGGUCUCCAUCCGACCUCUUCUCACCGCCGAAGUUCGCUCCCGCACACUUUGUGGUCGCCUUCAGAUCUCUAACGAUGGCCGUCACCUCCUUGAUGGCGUAUCGUUCGGCCGACCUCUUCUCAGACAGCCUAGUCGUCCCGCCGUUAAAAUCCCACCCCGCAAGCGCCGCCGCAUAGAAGACGAUACUCUUACUGGAGCAGAUGAGGACAAUAAUAUUGAUGUCGACAAUCCCAUGUUACAAAUCUCCGAUCGCGAGCACGACGACCAACCCCAUCCGAACAAAAGCAAUGCGGCAAAGAAGGUCCACUUCAGUGAACUGAGUGCAGUGGACUCAGAAAGUAGUGAAGAAGAUGAGGACUUCGCACCGUCUGAUGAGGACAGCGAUCCGGACUCUUCAGUAGACGAGGCAUCCGAUGCAGAGUCCGUUAACUCGGAAGCUUCAUCCGAUGCCUCUUCUACAGAUGAAUCCGACUCCGAGUCGAGCUCUUCAGAUAGCGACUCUGAUGAAGAAAGCUUGAUCGCGUCCACCGAAACUGCUACUCGUGGAGGCGGACAACCUAGCCGAGAAGACGUACCCCCGGGAAAAGGUUCGAAAGAAACUAAGAAGAGGAAUGCUCGACGUCUAGCAGUGUCCAAGCUUAAAAAGUUGAGGGAAACAGGUGAACUGUCUCAAAAUGCAACACUAAAGGAUUUGCGGGUGUUUCUGUCAAAGAGUGGAAACAACAGUGCCGAACAUGUCCAGCUACAUCCUGCUCAUCCCAUGGCUUCAUUCGAAGGAACAAGACAGCUAUUGGACGAUAGCACAGACGAGGUUGCAGAGCUUGAGGAACGCAAACGAGCAAUAUUGGCGAAGUUCGAUGAGGUGUCAAAGCCCGAAUCAUCACAAACCGUCAAUCCAGACACGAACGGUGCAUCGGAGUCAGCUGUAUCUAGAUCGGAUACUGUAGAUGCGAUCGAUACUGUAGAAAUACCGGUCACCAGGCCGGAUACCCCACCCGAUGUCCUGCCUUCAAACCUCAACCCAGUGGAGCCCCGACCCACGAAGCGCGUACGGCCAGACACUGCUGCUAUAGGCCGGAUACUUGCUCGGCAGACCAAAAAUCCCGAGAAGAAGAAGGCCACACGCGCUAAAGAGGUGACACCGGAGCCCGAGGGUGCAAAUGAGCCUGACUUUUGGAAAUCGCGCGUGAGCCUCUCUGCAUUUGAGUGCUGGGAGGAGGCUCAUGAACUCAGCGCACCACCCUUCCCUUUCGAGCAACAUUGGGAUCCAGCGAGCCAGCUUAUGCGAGAACAAAUGAAUAAGAACAAGAAGAAGGGCAGGAAGAGGAAGCGUUCACCGGUGAUUGAGGAACAUCAAGAAGUAGAGGAGGAGGAUGAAGACGAGGUGGAACGUAUUCUUAACUACGACGAUUCGGCCGACACCAGCAAGCAGGACUCGGAUCAGACGGCUGUUGUUGAAUCUCAGAUUUUGCUCGAUGUUGAAGUAGCAGCGCAGUCAGAUUUGCCUCCCCUCCCGGUUGACCCUGAAUCACUGCCUCCGCUUCAGAAAUCUGAUAUACAGGUGGGAGCCGUAGUUGCUUUCAAACUAUGGGUUAUUGAUCCCGAAACCAUCACGCCAGAGAUAACGGGUUACAAGACGGCCAAGGUUGAGAAAGAAGGAGACUCUGGUAGUGGUGCUGGCCAAUUCCGACUGAAGUUGGCUGCACGUGAUGUUCUCCGGCAGGGGAAGAAGGAGAACAAAUCGGGAGAUAGGGAAGAGACGGCCCGCAACCCUUUCAAAAAUUUCCAGACGGUAGAGACUGAUGAAGGGGAAGAGGACGUUAGCGUGUGGGAGGGCACGUUCAGUGAGUUGGUGGAGCCCAGGCUCGUUCGAGCGGCAGAAUUGUAG
Molecule: messenger RNA, 2136 nt
Organism: Periconia digitata
Lineage: Eukaryota; Fungi; Ascomycota; Dothideomycetes; Pleosporales; Periconiaceae
Source: the annotation of a GenBank genome assembly